CUUCUCUCUAUGCGUUUCGGCAUUCCUUUCCUCACCACCAUCUCCAUAUCCCCUACCCCAUCCAAAACCCUUUCCCCUUUCCUCCGCUGCCGCCUCCUCUCCGCCCUCUCUGCUGCCGCGAGCCCCUCGCUCAUGGCCGCAUCCGAGGACUCCCUCCGGCAGGCCCUCGCCGAGAAGCAGACCGCCGUCGACGCCCAGGCUGAGGCAGUCCGGGCCAUCAAGGCCCGCCCUGGCGCCUCCAAGGAGGAGAUCGACGCUGCCGUCGAGGCCCUCAAGGCCCUCAAGGUCGAGCAUGGUGCCGCCGCGAGGCGCCUUCAGGCCGCCGUCAGCAGCAACGGCGACGGCAGCAGCAAGGAGGCCUUCCGGCAGGCCGUCGUCAACACGCUCGAGAGGAGGCUCUUCUACAUCCCUUCUUUCAAGAUCUACCGUGGCGUUGCCGGCCUUUACGACUACGGCCCCCCUGGCUGCGCCGUCAAGUCCAACGUCCUUGCCUUUUGGCGCCACCAUUUUGUUUUGGAGGAGAAUAUGUUGGAGGUAGAUUGCCCCUGUGUCACGCCUGAGAUAGUCCUGAAGGCAUCUGGUCAUGUGGAUAAGUUCACUGACCUGAUGGUGAAGGAUGAGAAGACUGGGACAUGUUACCGCGCUGAUCACUUACUAAAGGACUAUUGCAAAGGGAAGCUCGAGAAGGACCUCACGUUAUCGUCUGAGAAGGCUGCAGAGUUCAAGCAUGUCAUUGCGGUGUUGGAUGAUCUUUCUGCUGAAGAGUUAGGGGCAAAGCUGAAGGAGUAUGAUAUCAGAGCACCUGAUACAGGGAACCCCCUCUCUGAUCCAUACCCUUUCAAUCUCAUGUUUCAGACUUCCAUUGGGCCAUCUGGCCUGCUCCCUGGGUAUAUGAGGCCAGAAACAGCACAGGGUAUCUUUGUGAAUUUUAAGGACUUGUACUAUUACAAUGGCAACAAGCUUCCAUUUGCAGCGGCUCAGAUUGGACAGGCAUUUAGAAAUGAGAUUUCACCUCGUCAAGGUCUUUUAAGAGUUCGUGAGUUCACACUAGCUGAGAUUGAGCACUUUGUAGAUCCUGAGGACAAAUCCCACCCAAAAUUUGUUGAUGUUGCCAACCUGGAGUUUUUGAUGUUCCCUAGGGAGGAUCAACUAUCAGGGCAACCGGCCAAGACAAUGAUCCUUGGCGAAGCAGUUUCAAAGGGAACAAUCAACAAUGAGACACUUGGUUACUUCAUGGGGCGGGUGUACCUUUUCUUGACACAUCUAGGAAUUGACAAAGAUAGAUUGCGCUUCAGGCAGCAUCUGCCAAAUGAGAUGGCUCACUAUGCUGCAGACUGUUGGGAUGCAGAGAUAGAAUGCUCCUAUGGGUGGAUUGAAUGUGUUGGGAUUGCUGAUAGAUCUGCUUAUGAUUUACGUGCUCAUUCGGAGAAAAGCGGGGUCCUGCUGGUUGCUCACGAGAAGUUCACAGAACCUAGAGAGGUGGAGAAACUGGUUAUAACUCCAUCAAAGAAAGAACUUGGUCUUGCGUUCAAGGGUAGCCAAAAGAUGGUGGUUGAAGCAUUGGAGGCCAUGGGUGAAAAAGAAGCAUUGGAAAUGAAAAAGGCAUUGGAAGACAAAGGGGAGGUGGAGUUCCAAGUCUGUCCACUAGGAAAAUUGGUGGUCUUAAAGAAAAACAUGGUAUCUAUCAGUGUGGAAAAAAAGAAGGAACAUCAAAGGGUUUUUACUCCUUCUGUCAUUGAGCCAUCUUUUGGUAUUGGACGAAUCAUCUACUGUCUUUUUGAGCAUUCUUUCUACACAAGACCAAGCAAAUCAGAGGAAGAACAGCUAAAUGUGUUCCGCUUCCCUCCUCUUGUGGCUCCUAUUAAGUGCACUGUUUUCCCGUUGAUCAAGACUCAGCUGUUUGAUGAAGUGUCCAAACUCAUAGCGAAAUCGCUAACGGCAGCUGGAAUCUCGCAUAUUAUAGAUAUUACAGGCACGUCGAUAGGGAAACGUUAUGCAAGGACAGAUGAGAUUGGUGUCCCUUUUGCCAUAACUGUUGAUUCCACUACUAGUGUGACGAUACGUGAGAGGGACAGCAAGGAGCAGAUCCGUGUGAGCAUAGAUGAGGUGGCUUCAGUUGUGAAAGAAGUCACAGACGGACAAAGCACAUGGGCUGAUGUGCUGUGGAGAUACCCAACCCACGCUGCUCCACAUGCUGAUGAGUGAAGAGGCUGGUUGAAUAUAUAUAGUGAUGGGUGAGCAAUCCCAUGUCGCUGAAUUUUCAAAUUAACGGAAGUUAUUAUGCUAGUGAUGUCAAGUUAACCAGGAAAAAGAAGAUUUAUCUUGCUUGCUUGAUUAUUUAUAUUCUGUAAUGGUGGGGUCAGCUUGAUUUGAUAAAUUGAUGGGUAUAUAGUGUAUAUGAUAAAGUACGUACCUUUAAGAUAAAAUUUUUGAUCUUUUAAGUGGAAUCAUGUGCAUCGAAGUAAUUGUUUCUGGUGAUAAUGAUUCAACAUGUGUGAAAUAUUGCUGUACAUGUUUUAAACAAACGUUGAAAGAAAUUCCAAA
This is a messenger RNA of Elaeis guineensis (African oil palm), 2544 nucleotides long. The record is from RefSeq and is a predicted model, not a curated record. Lineage: Eukaryota; Viridiplantae; Streptophyta; Magnoliopsida; Arecales; Arecaceae.